Molecule: messenger RNA, 2221 nt
Organism: Triticum aestivum (bread wheat)
Lineage: Eukaryota; Viridiplantae; Streptophyta; Magnoliopsida; Poales; Poaceae
Product: MEIOTIC F-BOX protein MOF
Exons: 3
Coding region: 703-2058 (451 amino acids)
Molecular function (GO): protein binding
Source: RefSeq, a predicted model, not a curated record
CUGAGAGAGCUAGGGUUUGUCGCCCUCGAGUCGCCCACGAGGAGCGACCCGAGAGCAGUUAGAGGUUAGAGAGCUUUUUCCUCGCAGAACCGAUUAUUCGGAUCUGAUGAGUUUAUGUUAUUGCAUCGAGCUUUUUUAUUUGUCUGAUUUUUUGUGAAGGUGAAAUAUUUCAUCGACAUCAUGAUGAAGAUAUAGUGAUUCGACGGCCUGCACUUUUAGGGGGCAUCUCUAGACCAGGUACAUUCAUCGAUCAAGGCUUCUCAUCUUUUUGGAUGGGCGACUCAAGGCGCUUUCAAAAACCAUUAUUGGUAAUGUUUGUGAGGGUGAAAGAGUGACAACAUCGUUGCUCGAGUCUAAUUAUAGCCUCUUUACCGAAGUCUUUGGAGUAUUUCUUCGAGUAGAGAUUGAUACUACGAAGGUGUUUUCAGGAGAUUUCAUUAUAAUUCUUAGUCACAUAAGUUACUCUGUAUUUUUUUUAUCUGAGGUCGAAAUCAAUGUACCUGUAAUUGUUAUAAGUAUAAAUAAAGUUACAUGUGCUUCUAAAAAAAAUUGUUGCUUUCGCAAAGAAAAAAAGGUGGGUGGACACAUUGCUCGGCCCAUCACGGAAGGACCUUGGUCCGCCGCUUGCUAUACCCUGGGCACGGUGCUGAAUAGCACAGUCCAAAACCCUCCAAUUACUGCGCCGCCGGUUGCCGUGAUGCGAUGCGACGCCGCGAUCCGAUCGGCAUGGAUUCCAUCAAGCGCCGCCGCGUUGACGCUGUCGACCGGCUUGGUGACCUACCGGACUGCCUCCUGCACUGUAUAAUAUCGUUGCUCGGGUCACGGCAGGCCAGGCAGACGAGCGUGCUGUCCCGGCGGUGGAGGCACCUUUGGCGCGAGGUGCGCUGCGCCGUGAUCGACGAGAGGGAGUUCGCCGACGACCAGUGGGAGCGCUUCGAGGACUUCACCGACCACAUGCUGUCGUCGCUCCCGGCGGCGGUGGAGCUCGACGUCCUCCGCCUGCACCUGGUCAGCAACAGGGCGGGUCACUGCGGCGACAUGUUCUCCGACAGGUGGGUCCGCCGCGGCCUCCAACGCUUCCCGGCCACCGUCGACAUCAGCACCGCUCACAACGGCACCGUCUUCUGGAAGCCGCACGCGUCGAUCGCGUACUCUUAUGCCGCUGCCCCCGCUCGCCGGCAGCCGGACUUGUCGUCCAAAGGCUUAUGCGCUGGCGGCUUUACCCGGCGCCUGACCACGCUACGUCUCGUCGGGGUGAACAUGGCACCUGGUUUUGUGGAAGGCCUCGGUGGGUACUGCCCGGUCCUCGAGGACCUCCACGUCGAGAGGUGCAGGAUGGAGAAGCUCCACGUCGUAGCCUCGCCAACGCUCAAGAGCCUCACAGUCAUCGACCCCCAUUGCAACCUCGCUGGGGCCGAGCUCAAGCUCGCGGCUCCCCGCCUUGCCUACCUGCUCCUCGAGAUUCCGUACGACGGGAGGGACUGCUACUGUGUCGCCGGAGCGGCCGCACCAGAGCUACUGUCGCUCGCCGAUGCUUCGAUCCGGCUCACGGACACGAGCUACGGCGGGCAGCCGAACCAGAGAGCGCGAAAGAAACGCAAACUCGAGUUCCUCAAGUCCAUGUGCAGCUUCCUGGCCCUCAUCCCCAACGUUACCAAGCUACAUCUAUCAGGCUUCCCCACUACAGCACUGCUUCAAGAGGAAUCUGAAGAAUUCCCCAUGCUCCAUAACUUGAAGGCUUUGCUCCUAGAAAGAUGUGAUCUUGGAGUGAAGUUGCAGGCAUUGACAAGCAUCCUCUCGAACACACCAAACCUGGAGGAACUUGAAUUGGACAACUGCACGUUGUUAGCUCCUCCGUUCAAGAAGAGUAAGAGGAAACAAUCUUCCAAAAGGCGUAGCUCGACAACACCUGUUUUCUGGUGCAAGAAGCUCAAAUCGAUAGAACUCAAGCACCGGUUGGAAGAUGAGCCUCACAUGUCUAAGAUUUUGUCAGAAAUUUCAGAGGGAAUGUUGCCAGCACAGUGGAUGCACAUCAAGAAAUCCAUGGCUGUUGUGUAGAAAUGAAGAGUUAGGAAUAAUAUUCCGGACAAAACUAGGGGAGCUCUGAUGAAUUGAAAAAAUUCUGUGUUUAUCAACAGAUCAAACAGCUUGGAAUGUUGGAUCCAGAUUUUAUCAUAAUCAUACAACCUUACAAUGAGCAAUCCAAAUUCAGCCAGCCAAA